This is a messenger RNA of Olea europaea var. sylvestris, 1389 nucleotides long. Its product is annotated as nucleobase-ascorbate transporter 6-like. Lineage: Eukaryota; Viridiplantae; Streptophyta; Magnoliopsida; Lamiales; Oleaceae. Gene Ontology annotation, cellular component: plasma membrane. Gene Ontology annotation, molecular function: transmembrane transporter activity. The record is from RefSeq and is a predicted model, not a curated record. The transcript has 10 exons. Gene Ontology annotation, biological process: transmembrane transport. Bases 253 to 1374 code for a protein of 373 amino acids.
CAAAAUCUCCAUCAAACAAGCGCUUAAGCUUAUUUAACACAGAUAUACGGACACACAUCCAAGCAUUGGCUGUUACCGUUUCACUUUCGUGGCUUCAUCUCCUCCAGACCCCCACCCCCAAUCAAUCCCCUCGUUUUGCUCUCUCUCUCUCUCUCAAACUUGUGAUGCAAAAGGUUGAUUCUACUAGACUGUGAAAAAUCUUGGAAACAUUUUUUUCCUAACAUUUUUCUAGAGAGAGGAAAAAGCUAAACAAUGGCUGGCGGUGGAGCUCCGAAGGCAGAUGAGCCAGCGCCACAUCCACCAAAGGAUCAGCUUUCAAGCGUUUCCUACUGCAUUAACAGUCCUCCUCCAUGGCCUGAGGCCAUCCUUCUUGGAUUUCAACAUUACUUGGUGAUGCUUGGCACAACCGUUAUCAUACCUACUGCUUUGGUUCCUCAAAUGGGGGGAGGAAAUGAGGAGAAAGCAAAAGUUAUUCAGACUCUGCUCUUUGUUGCUGGCUUGAACACCUUGCUGCAGACAUGGUUUGGGACUCGAUUACCUGUGGUGAUUGGAGGGUCGUACACCUUUGUUGCACCCACUAUAUCAAUUAUCUUGUCUGGUCGAUGGAGUGACCCAGACCCUAUAUCGAGAUUCAAGAAGAUAAUGCGGGCCACCCAGGGCGCACUUAUUGUUGCCUCAACUAUUCAAAUAGUCCUAGGUUUCAGUGGUCUUUGGCGUAACAUCACAAGGUUUCUGACUCCACUUUCGGCUGUUCCCUUGGUUGCUCUUGCUGGUUUUGGGCUCUAUGAGUUCGGUUUUCCUGGGGUUGCCAAAUGUGUUGAAAUCGGAUUGCCGCAGCUCAUCAUUCUAAUUUUCAUUUCUCAGUAUUUGGCCCACAUUAUACGCCCAGGAAAGCAUAUCUUUGACCGUUUUGCUGUUAUAUUCUCGGUAGUAAUUGUGUGGAUUUAUGCCCAUCUACUUACUGUGGGUGGGGCCUAUGACAACAAGGCACCGAAGACCCAAGCAAGCUGCAGAACUGAUCGUGCUGGACUUAUUAAUGCUGCUCCAUGGAUAAGAGUUCCAUACCCAUUUCAAUGGGGAGGACCUUCAUUUGAUGCUGGUGAAGCCUUUGCCAUGAUGAUGGCUGCAUUUGUUGCUCUUGUGGAGUCCACUGGUGGCUUUAUAGCAAUUUCAAGAUAUGCCAGUGCAACCCCCUUGCCGCCAUCUAUUCUCAGCCGUGGUGUAGGUUGGCAGGUAAACAAGGCAUCUUACAUAACCAACACUCCCCACCUCAUGAACAAAACCCCCCCUCCAAAAGUAAAAAAGAAAAAGGAAAAAAAACACACAAACAGAAGAAAAGAAGAAAUAGAAGGCAAAACCAAGGCUUUUACAUGAAUUCUGUCCUUUGAA